AUGAUGGAGAGAAACGAGGCGACUCACAAUGCCGGAAAUGGGAAGGGACUAAUGCCCACCGACGGCGCCACCAGGACUGCCCGCGCCAGCCGCCACACUCUCACCCGCCCCGAUCUUCUCGCGGGCCCGGGCUUCAACGUCCAGAGAGGCCCCCGAAUGCCUCGGUCCAGGCGUUCGAGCCUUGAGGGCCUCGCUGUGCCCGGUGCGCACGUGCCGCCUCUCUCUGUCGCACGUGAACUUGAUCUUACGAAACUUGCAUAUCUUUUCAAGAAGCAGCUAAGGAACAGUGAUGUAGGCGUCCUUAGACGAAUGAUCCUUCCAAAGAGGGAAGCUGAGAUUCAUCUUCCUAUCCUUGAAUCCAAGGAAGGAAUUCCAAUUAGCAUGCUCGACAUGGAUGGAAUUCAUGAGUGGUGGUUCAAAUACAGAUACUGGCCGAACAACAGCAGCAGGAUGUACGUGCUCGAGUAUACGGGAGAAUUCGUCUAUACUCAUGGCUUGGUGACCGACGACUUCAUUCUCAUCUACCAGAACGUUGAAGAUGGAAGAUAUAUCAUAGAAGCAAGAAAGAAAGGGCAGGAUCUUGCACCGAGGAUAUUUGACAAUCUUGCGAUGAAUGAUGCAGCACCCGAGCUAGAGUUCCCGGAACUCCCUGUUCUAGAAGACACCGAGCUGGUGUUCGCGUAUGACAACGAUUUCUUGGACGACUCUCCCCUCGACUACAUGGGAGAGUCGAUCAACUUACCAAGCCUCGGAUCGGACUCGUCUUUUGAAGCCAUUGAAGACUACAAUCCUGACGACUUCAACUUCGGGUGGAGAGAGUAG
Molecule: messenger RNA, 822 nt
Organism: Salvia splendens (bonfire salvia)
Lineage: Eukaryota; Viridiplantae; Streptophyta; Magnoliopsida; Lamiales; Lamiaceae
Product: B3 domain-containing transcription factor FUS3
Exons: 6
Coding region: 1-822 (273 amino acids)
Molecular function (GO): DNA binding; DNA-binding transcription factor activity
Source: RefSeq, a predicted model, not a curated record